GCUGUUAACUGUCAUUUGUGCUAUACUGGGCAUCGGACUAUUUUUGAUCUAUCGAUGGAUAAGCCAAAAUUUUAAAUAUUGGGAUCAAUAUGGCAUGAUACCUAGUGUCCUUGGACGUUUAUUCAGUGCAAAUAUUUGGGACGUGCUAACAUUUAGGACAAAUUGGGGACUGCAGCUAAAAGUCAUCUAUGAGGAUCCCAAGUAUAAAAACGAUGCUGUCGUUGGUGUUUACGCUCUGCAACCAGCUCUCUUGGUGCGCGAUCCAGAACUGAUCAAGUCCAUACUGAUAAGAGACUUUGAAUGUUUUUCCAAACGAUUUUUAGAGAGCGACCUUCACCACGACCCCAUCGGCAGCAAAACUUUGUUCUUGGGCCGUUACGAAUUAUGGAAGGAGCUGCGAAGCAAAUUCAGUCCCUCAUUCAGCAGUGGAAAACUUAAACAAAUGUAUCCCCUGUUUCAGGAAGUGGGUGCCAAUUUGGAAACCUAUCUACAUAAACAGGGAAAUCGAUUUGUUUGCGAGUUCAAAGAUUUGGCACAGAUGUUUACCAUAGACACCAUUGCAACUACGAUUUUUGGCUUUAGCUCAAAUUCGUUAGAAAAUCCCAAAGAAGAAUUGAACUACCAAUCGCGACAAUUGGCUCACUUCAAUUUUAGAAGAUUUUUAAAUAUGCUCAUCAUUUGUUAUGUGCCUAAAUUGAGUAAAGUGUUUAAUGUAAAAUUUUUCUUCGAGGAUUCAAAUGAAUUUGCCAGACGUGCCGUCGAAGUUGCAUUAGCGGAAAGGGAGAGAAGUGGCAUCAAACGCAAUGAUAUGAUCGAUGUUUUCGUCAAACUGAAGAGUGAAGCCGCCGCCAAUGGCAUGAGCACGAAAGAAUUUAAAGAAGUCAUUGCUGCUCAAAUGGCCAUAUUUUUGGCUGGUGGAACAGAAACCUCUUCCACAACAAUUGCCAACAUAUUGUUUGAAGUGGCUAAGCACUCACAUGUCCAAGAUCGUCUGCGCCAAGAAAUAUUGCAGGCAUUUGACAAUGAAAACGGUUCCAUAUCGUAUGAGACAUUGACUGGCCUUGAAUAUCUUAACAUGAUUAUUGAUGAAACUCUACGCAUGUAUCCAGUUUUUCCCUUUAUAGAGAGAGAACACCUUAAUCCGAGCAAUAGCGGCAAACAAUUUUCCCUAAAGCCUUUUUAUGAUUUUAAUAUACCCAAGGGCAUGGGUGUAUUUAUAUCAACCUACGGAUUACACUACGAUCCCAAGUACUGGCACGAACCCGAAAAGUUCAAUCCCGAACGUUUUUCCCCUGAAAACAAAAAACAAUUGAUGCCCAUGAUUUACCUACCGUUUGGUGGUGGCCCACGAAAUUGUAUUGGAUGGCGCAUGGGACUUCUACAGGUCGCUGCAUGUAUUGUCCAUAUCCUCAAAAAUCACUACGUUAAACUAUGCCCUCAAACACAUUUGAAACCUGAGUUCAAUGCAAAGGCAUUCGUUUUGCAAACGAAAGGAGGCAUGUAUUUGGAAGCUAUCAGAGAUGAUAUGUGUAAAAGCGCUGCACAGAACACUGCUUGUAACAAAUAAUUGCUCAUAUUUAUACACACAUAUAAUUUUCCAUGAACAUUCCACUAAGGAAUAUUUAUAAAUUUAUCCAUAUAAUCACUAACAUGAUGAGGUACCUCGAAAACUGUAAAAGAAAACCAACGAACAAUUUUUUAAAGAAAAUGUUAGAAUAUUAACGAAGAAAACAAAAUCGAAUAUCUGUGACAUUACUACAAAAGGAUUCCAACUGAGGAUCUCCCAUUUAACCGCUAUAUUCACAAUAUGCACGAAACUCCAAACACCUUCACCUGGGUUGUAGCCUAUAGACCUAAAAACAUUGAUAUCGGAAGAGCUUUUACUUUUACUGAUACACUGAUCCAGUACCAAGAUGUCAGUAAAAGGUCCUCCACAAGGUAGUAUUUAAGCUCCAUUCGUAUGGGUGACUACUAUAAGCAGAGUACAGAGUAUCUUCAUUAAAUACUGAUUGGAAACAACUUGCACGGAUUCGGAUUUAACUGUGCCGAAAUCCGGAGAGGGUCCUAGGAUCCGACCGAGACUUAAAUCUGCAAGUUUUCUAGGAAGACAGUUCGGUUAAUUCGGGGCACCAUCUUCCCUCAAGAUAUCAUCUCAACAAUCGACAAUGUUCUACAUUCGUAAGAGAUCUUAGAUAACAACAAAUAAAAGCGUACUAAGUUCGGCUACGCCGAAUCUU
Stomoxys calcitrans (stable fly) is the source of this 2237-nucleotide messenger RNA. RefSeq names its product cytochrome P450 6g1. The record is from RefSeq and is a predicted model, not a curated record. Gene Ontology annotation, biological process: response to DDT; insecticide catabolic process. Gene Ontology annotation, molecular function: heme binding; monooxygenase activity; iron ion binding. The transcript is spliced from 2 exons. The coding region runs from base 95 to 1567 and encodes 490 amino acids. NCBI's taxonomy places the organism in Eukaryota, Metazoa, Arthropoda, Insecta, Diptera, Muscidae.